UUAUAGCCGUAGAGAUCAAGACACAGUUUAGAGGCAAAAAAUGAUGGGGAAGGGUUCAUUUUGUGACAAAAAUGGAUUGAAAAAAGGCGCAUGGACCGAAGAUGAAGACAAGAAGUUAACAGCCUACAUCACAAGAUACGGCCACUGGAACUGGAGUUUACUUCCCCCGUUUGCUGGUGUGUCUAGAAGUGGUAAAAGUUGCCGGUUGAGAUGGAUGAACUAUCUUCGCCCAAACAUGAAACAUGGGAAUUUUACAGAAGAUGAAGACAAUGUCAUCAUAAGUUUACAUAACAAGAUUGGCAACAAAUGGUCUAAAAUAGCUUCAAAGUUGCCAGGAAGAAGUGACAACGAAAUAAAAAAUCGGUGGAACGUACAUUUGAAGAAACGCGUUCAGCACAACCAAACUGUGUCUGGAAGCGAACACACUGGAACCCUUGAACCUGAUCAGGCUAACCUAGACGUGAAUCCUGUCAAAGAAACAGAUGUUGAAUUUCAGCAUGAGGAUGGGAUAUUAUUUCCAGGAGUACCACCCUCUGAAUCAUCAUCAUCAUCAUCUUCUUCAAGCACAGAAUUGUUGUCAUGUUGGUUGAAUGGUAUAGACUCUGCAGGUUUGCGCGAUCUUACGCCACAAACAUUUGACGAUGAAAUGGUUGGUGAUUUCUGGACCGAGCCAUUUCUACCAGACAAUGAGGGCAGCAUACCAUUAGGCGAUAACUUGUGGUCACCUUUUAAUUUUGUCAAUGAUUUCAUCCAUCAAUCUUCUUGCCAGGAUAUGUUUAUGACUGAUGAGGUUUUAAGGCCAACACUUGAUACAUAUGUUGAAGACAAUGUUGAGAUGAAUUGAAGACAAUGUUUAUGACUGAUGAGGUUUUAAGGCCAACACUUGAUACAUUUGAUGAAAUUUAUUGUAAGAAAUUAGUUUAGACUAAAUCUGUAAUGUUGAUCAAUUCAAUAGAUAAACAUGAUAGA
Molecule: messenger RNA, 969 nt
Organism: Helianthus annuus (common sunflower)
Lineage: Eukaryota; Viridiplantae; Streptophyta; Magnoliopsida; Asterales; Asteraceae
Product: transcription factor MYB8
Exons: 3
Coding region: 41-844 (267 amino acids)
Source: RefSeq, a predicted model, not a curated record